AUUAUGUCAAGUUUGGCUGCGAUGGAGUUAAGUGGAGUAAGUUCAGCUGUGUUGGCCACUUUAAAUCGCAAUUUAAACAAUAAAAUUCAAAACUUUGAUAAAAUACUUGACCUAUUUAAAGAUUUGAACAUAAAAUUGGAAACAAAGAAAAAACGGCACCACGUUAAAGAACAGGAAUUUGUUGAAAAUAAGCAAUUUUUGAUUACUGAAUAUGAAUUGCUUAUGAAUGAAUUUGGAGCAUUUGAAUUGGAGCUUUGA
Molecule: messenger RNA, 258 nt
Organism: Entrophospora candida
Lineage: Eukaryota; Fungi; Glomeromycota; Glomeromycetes; Entrophosporales; Entrophosporaceae
Source: the annotation of a GenBank genome assembly